AUGCCCGCUACUAUCCUCGGCAAGAGAACGCGCAGUUCUGCCACCGCAGAUGCAUCAGAGACACCAACCACAGCGUCGACACGCGCAAAAAGACGGACACAGUUCGUAAUACUGGACGAGGGCGAAAAUGACAACCCGUUUGUCACCCCGAGCAAGAAGAGCGGCCGCAAUGGCGAUGCGAUGGACCUGGAUGCGCCAGGGGAGCAGUCUACCGGAAAGCGCAGAACAAGGGCUGCCGCAACGACACCUGCCAAACACGGCGCACACAAUACGCGCAUACCACUGUCACCCACCAAAGUUAAUUCGCCAACAAAGGCAGCUGCGAGAUGUCCAGAAAAGCCCGCUGCGACUCCAUCAACACCCCGACACCGAGACGCCCUCGCUGGCAAGGUCGCCGUAACCCCAAGACAUCGACUGAUUGCUGCUGGACGCCCACGAACGCCUCACACGCCUACUAGUACUCCUCGGAACGCUGCGCUUACCGUCUACAAUGAUGCUCGUCAGCUGUUCGUCAGGAGUUCAGCGCCUAGUGCGCUCUUCGGUCGCGAGACAGAACGACAUGAGCUCCAUUCAUUCAUCUCCACGCGCGCCAAAAGCAAGUCGUCAGGCUGUAUGUACAUUUCCGGCCCGCCCGGAACUGGCAAAAGCGCCUUCGUGAACGAUGUCUGCGGCGAAAUUACCACGAACAAGCGCAUCAAGUCCGGCUACAUCAAUUGCAUGAGUGUGAAGAGUGCAGUUGACUUGUUCCGAACCUUGCUCGAGGAGUUUGUAGACAUCACGCAGAUCGAGGAAGGCGAGGAGAUGAAUACUCUAGAGAAGAUCUUCAUGCAGCGCGAUACGUCGUACGUGGUGACACUUGACGAAGUGGACCACCUUUUGGAGCUCGACACCGACCUACUCUACAACAUAUUCGAGUGGUCGCUGGAGGAUGCAUCAAGUCUGGUUCUUAUCGGAAUUGCCAAUGCUCUAGACUUCACAGACCGGUUCUUGCCUCGCCUAAAGGCUCGAGGUCUCAAGCCCCAUCUAUUACCGUUUCUCCCCUACACCGCGACACAAAUCUCUUCCGUCAUUACGUCAAAACUCAAAUCGCUUGUCUCUGAUGAAGCCGACUUGGUCCCUUUUCUCCACCCCACUGCAAUCAUGUUUCUCUCCAAGAAGGUUGCAUCACAGACGGGCGACCUACGCAAGGCGUUUGACAUAUGUCGACGAGCCAUCGAUUUAAUCGAAGCAGACACGCGCGACCAACACGCGAGAGAGAUCGACGAGAUCACACCAGCACCGACUCCUUCGCCAUCUAAAACGCCAUUAGUGGAGAAUAGGAACUUAUCAUCGCCCGCCGUUCGAUCACCUACAAAAGCCAUGGCCAAAAGCGCAUUGGCUCAGCUCACUGCACUGAACGCUCCGAGGGCUACGAUCGCACACAUGGCUCGUAUCACCGCAACAGUAUUCAGCAAUGGCACCUCCCAACGUCUGAAAAAUCUGAACCUCCAGCAAAAGGCCGUCUUGUGUUCCCUCUCCGCCUUGGAGAAAAGGAAGCGUGUUUCGGCAGCAGAGAACGUUUUCGACACUCCGUCCAAGGCUCAUAGCACAGCGCCCACCAUCAAAGAGCUUUUCGAAGCCUACACAGCUGUGUGCAAGCGCGAGCAGAAGCUUCACCCGCUCACGAGCACCGAGUUCCGGGAUAUCGUGGGCAGCCUCGAAACUCUUUCACUAGUCUCGGCAGUAGAGGGGAGGGCUGGAUCGCUUGUUGCUGUGAACACCCCCAGCAGGAAAAGCAAAGGCGGUUUCGGCGGGGCUUCUGUGGAUGAUCGGAGGGUUGCAAGUUGUCUAGAUGUGAAGGAGAUAUCGGAAUGUCUUGUCGGACCGGCUAGAGAUAUUCUCAAGGGUAUAUUUAGUGAUGGAGAGGCCCUUUGA
Molecule: messenger RNA, 1914 nt
Organism: Didymosphaeria variabile
Lineage: Eukaryota; Fungi; Ascomycota; Dothideomycetes; Pleosporales; Didymosphaeriaceae
Gene: CDC6
Product: AAA ATPase
Exons: 2
Coding region: 1-1914 (637 amino acids)
Biological process (GO): cell division; DNA replication initiation; mitotic DNA replication checkpoint signaling
Cellular component (GO): nucleus
Molecular function (GO): DNA replication origin binding; ATP hydrolysis activity
Source: RefSeq, a predicted model, not a curated record